CCACCCACCAGAACAUCUAGAGAUCUCUAAAACCUCCUGUUUGUUUGUUUGUUUGUUAUUUUUAUUCAAACAAUGAAUGACAUUUGUAGGCAGCUUUUUGGCCCAAACCAGGCCAACCAUUUUAUCCGUUUUUAGCCUUUGUGCUAAACCAUAGUAUUAUAACCUGCUCGGGAAUAGUAUCCCUCUAUUCAUUAAACUGCUAAAACCAAAAUGAAAAUAAAGCGUGCUUUUCCUUAAAUUAUUCCGUUAACAGGCUGAGUUCUUUAAAAGAGGAAUCUAAAGCACCAACAUACGGUUGUGAACUUGAGGGAUAAAAAUUAAGCCUAAUGCCUAUUUUUGUUAUUUGUUUUCUUUUUGCACAAGUUAAUUAAUAAUGUAUCACACAUGUACCGUUGCACAUUCUGUUCUUGAAAAACUGAAAAAAAAAUUAUUGAUUUAUGUGUGGUAACAUCAACUUACUUUUAGAAAGUACAGAAAACAGUAACCACUCACUUUGUUUGCUUGGUUUUGUUUGCCUUUUGCAACAUUUUGUCCUGACUCAUUGCUGGAAUCAAAUAUCCUCAGAGUUGUGUAAAAUCAAGUCAGUGAUCAAAACCUGAAGGAAUUUCAGCUGUGCUUUUCAGUGUAUUUUUUUCUUAAAGAUGAACCUGUGGCUGCUUCUUACUCUCACUGCUCUGGCUGAAUAUGCUUACCAAACGAAAGGCACCCACUCGUGCCCAGAUCUGUGCUCUUGCUCCUUUCUACCUUCGAGUGCAGAGGUGGUGUGCAGCCAAAGCUCCCUCACAUAUUUUCCUGCAGAUGGUUUAUAUCCCAACAUCACACGAUUGUCCAUCCAGUCCACAAACCUCAGCUUCAUUACAGCCAGACAUCUGAGUUUUGUGCCUCUUUUAAACCAUCUCCAGCUGUAUCACACUAAUCUUUCGAGCCUUCCUUCAGACCUACUGGGUGCCAUUCCUCACCUGAGUACAUUGGAUCUCACAGGUAAUCAGCUGAUUCAUCUGCCCCCAAAAGUCUUCGUCCAUUCCUUGCUCCGUAGUCUGGUGCUGAAGAAUAAUUUAAUUGAAAAAGCUCAUGGAGAGUGGUUUUCCGACAACAGCAGUCUCACCUGGCUGGAUUUGUCUGGGAACCGUUUAACGAGCAUUUCAGCUUCUCUGCUUCAGAAGCUGCCUCAUCUGGAAAAUCUCGACCUAAGUCAUAACCAUCUGCAAGAGCUACAGCCCGACACACUAGAAAACCUGCAUCACCUCGAGACACUAAACCUCGCUGGGAACAAAUUGAUUUCCCUGAAGCCUUCAACGUUUAGUCACAACCUGAAACUCUCCCAGCUGUUUCUGCAGGAGAAUCAGCUCCGAGAGCUGCCAGUGACAAUCCUCCAGGGUCUGCAACACCUUGAACUUCUGCUGCUUAAUCAGAAUCGGCUACAGUAUCUCCCCUCAGGUCUGCUGGAUGACAGAAAAUCCUCUUUUCAGAUGACCAUAACAGGGAACCCCUGGCAAUGUGAUGCCAACCUGGAGUAUCUGUGGAAGUGGCUCACUAACCAUCCUCAAAAUGUCUUCUUUCUAGAUGAGGUGGUUUGCGACGGCCCUGAAGCUCUGAAACAUAAACAAGUUGUUUCUUUAACUGACAGUCAGCUUGGUCUUAAAUAACAGAGACUCACAAUUAAUGAUGUGACUGUGAAACAGAUGUGUUGCAUUAACUCUGGCAAAUAAAACAUGUUUUCACAUAUAACCA
Messenger RNA from Oreochromis niloticus (Nile tilapia), 1731 nucleotides. Its product is annotated as leucine-rich alpha-2-glycoprotein. The record is from RefSeq and is a predicted model, not a curated record. Bases 642 to 1646 code for a protein of 334 amino acids. The transcript has 2 exons. Gene Ontology annotation, cellular component: plasma membrane. Gene Ontology annotation, molecular function: protein binding. Lineage: Eukaryota; Metazoa; Chordata; Actinopteri; Cichliformes; Cichlidae.